UCGCGGGAGUAGUCCAAGAGUGUCACCGGUCAAAUCUCCGCGCCGCGACCCAAAAGGGGAAAAGGGGCACGGGUAAAGAAGUCUCGCGAGGCUCGAGGUGCUCUCGCACCUCUAAUCCCGCCCCGCUCCCCUGCUCCUCUUGCUAGGGAGGUAAAGUGAGUAGCCCGCCCCCCACUCCGGGAUGGGGGUUGGAUCCGGCCGCCUCCCCUAGCUGCUGUCUGUGCCCGGCCUUGCCGUCACCUGCUGAGGAGACCUAGCCCGGCGCUGCGGCCCCGCAGGGAGAAGUGGAGCCCGGCCCUCCGGGGGCAGCCGGCGCCCCGCCGGCAGAGCCCGCCCACAUCCCGACCGGGAGGCGGAGGCGGCGGCGGCGGCGGCUGCGGCAGAGGAGGAGACGAGAAAAUGAGCUGCACAAUUGAAAAGGCUCUUGCAGAUGCUAAAGCGCUUGUUGAACGAUUAAGAGACCAUGACAAUGCAGCAGAAUCUCUGAUUGAACAAACUACAGCUCUCAACAAGCGAGUUGAAGCAAUGAAACAGUAUCAAGAAGAAAUUCAAGAACUCAAUGAGGUUGCAAGACACCGACCACGAUCUACAUUAGUUAUGGGAAUUCAGCAGGAAAACAGACAAAUCAGAGAAUUGCAGCAAGAAAAUAAAGAAUUACGCACAUCUCUUGAAGAACACCAGUCUGCUUUAGAACUCAUAAUGAGCAAGUACCGAGAGCAGAUGUUUAGGUUGUUAAUGGCCAGCAAAAAGGAUGACCCAGGUAUUAUAAUGAAGCUAAAGGAGCAACAUUCCAAGAUUGACAUGGUACACCGUCACAGCCCUGAAGGAAUCUUCCUUGGUGCACCUCGACGAAUCCUUGAAGCAACUCAACAUGGACUGGAAAGAAGGCACUUGGAAGCAAAUCUGAAUGAAUUACAAGUACAUGUGGACCAGAUUACUGAAAUGGCAGCAGUAAUGAGGAAAGCUAUUGAAAUUGAUGAGCAGCAGGGUUGCAAGGAGCAGGAACGAAUUUUUCAACUUGAACAAGAAAACAAAGGCUUGAGAGAAAUCCUUCAAAUAACUCGAGAAUCAUUCCUGAGCCUUAAGAAAGAUGAUGCAUCAGAGAGUACAUCUUUGUCAGCACUGGUAACCAGCAGUGAUUUGAGCCUGAGGAAGAGCUGAAGAACGUGGAAAAUUGCUGAGCUUCUAUUGCACAGCUCCUAAUAAGGAACCAGGGUUUACUUAAAAAGUUGUUAAUGAAUUGAGCACUAGAAAAUCACAAUCUUAAAUCAGCCUUUCAUUUCAUUCUUUUUAUAUUAUGUAUAGUACACUGGCAGAUGACAUUUUAAAAAGAUAUUAGCAGAAGAUCAAUAUUUGGUUGUCAUUGACUUUAUUAUUCCUAUAAAAAUUAAUAGGAAAGUGGAAACUUUAAGCCAUUGUUAUUAGGUAAACAAAUAAAAGUUCUAAUAUAUAGAAACUACUGAUCAUACUAGGCCCCUGCCACGCUGUUAUUUUUCCUAACUUUUUUAUCCAGAUAUUAAAUAUAUAAAGCUCUACAUAGAAUUUAUGCAGUUAUACCAUUUUUUAAAAAUCCACAUUGUCUUAGCUUGGACUUUAAAAAGGAAAUGUGUCCAUUCCUAAAUUUGAUCUCUAUUUGAUAUGAAGGCUAGCAAAUGGUAUUAUAUUUUACAUGUACUGGGCCUGCCUUUACAUUUCUUAAGAAAUGCCUUUCAAAGGUGUCAAGAUUAUUAAAAAAAAACUUUUAAAAGAUUGAUGUUUUGAUUUUGUGGCAUAGGCCAUAAAUUGGUUAUAUGUUUGGUCUUCAAGCCUAGAUCCUAAGAGGUGCUUUUGUUUAAGCCAGCAACAUACCAUAGUUGAUCAUGACAUUUUGGGUAAUAACUGUCCAUAACUUACUGAAGGUGAAGAAAUGUAGAAACUAUCUUUUCAGUAAUGAAAAAGAAAGCUAUACUCCUUUCUGAGAAAGAAAACCAUGUAGAAGACAAAGAUUAUUCAGUAGGUUGAACUACUACUUUAGAAGGGGGGGAAGGUUAGGUUUGGAUUCCUGAAUAAAUAUUAAUUUUAUCAGGUUUGUUUUCUGGUUGAUUUUAGGAAUAUUAACCUAUCCAUUACCCAUUUGUCCCAGUUGGAAGGCCUGAUAUAGCAAGCCAGGAAUAAGAUUUCAAGUGGGCCAAAAAAAAAAAAAUCAAUUCAUUUAUUUUAGCCUUGUAUAAUAGUAAACAUCAACUUUCACCUGGUUUAUAAAAGAAACCUUUAUUCCUUAUAAAGACUCGUUUUUCUUAUUAGAUGCCAACAGGAGCAAAGAAACUGUAAUUGUAGGUCUCUCUGAAUCUGCCCUUGAACUGAUCUGUUCCUAAUAAGUUUCAUAUUUUUUAUGGCCAUCAUACUGAAACAGAUAUUUGGGAAUAGUUCAUUUUCUUGGAUUUUAUAUAAACUGCAAGUUAUGAAUUUCAAAACAGAAAACCAAGUAAAGAAGUAAUAGAAGUUUCGGUUAUUAUUUAAAUAGACAAUAAAGUAGAAACCAAGCUUUCUCAAAUUAGCACAGAUUGCAAAUUUCAUUUAGAUCAUCUGUUGGAAGAAAUACUACUCUUAUAACAGAAUCUGUUAGUGUGUGAAGACUCACAUAUUGAUAAGAGUAAAAGCAACAACUACUUACUCAAACUUACCUUCCCAAACAUUGGGUGUUUCUUUUUUAUUUAAAAUAAAACCUUAUUCCAGAGGCCUUAGUGAAGAUUAUCAAUAAAAAAGAUAUUUUUUCUUAAAAUUGUUUGGUAACUGUCUUCUAUUUUGAUUAAGAAGCAGUACUUGACUUGGUGGAAGAUUUCUCCAAAUAAUUUUGAUUUUAUCCCAUUUAAUUUAAGAAAAUAAAACAAGCUGCACUGUUAAGAUUUAGUAUGUGGCAAUCUUGAGGCAGCUAUAUUGCUUGAUGAGUAUUUUUGUAAAUAAAGUUAUGAUUUAAUUUAUCUCUUCUUGCCCGUCAUAGAUGUAUUGUGUUUUUUGAGAUUUAAUUUUAGGGUUUUGCAGAGUUUCAUUUUGUGUAAUAAGUUUUCAUCAUAUACGCAUUAUUUUUGUAAUCCAGAAGCUUGAAAUGUGUAUUUGAGAUGUGUACUGUAUUAAUUUUAUCAAUAAAGAUGAUUGAUAAAAUUAG
Messenger RNA from Trichosurus vulpecula (common brushtail), 3145 nucleotides. RefSeq names its product FGFR1 oncogene partner 2 (gene FGFR1OP2). The transcript has 7 exons. The record is from RefSeq and is a predicted model, not a curated record. Lineage: Eukaryota; Metazoa; Chordata; Mammalia; Diprotodontia; Phalangeridae. Gene Ontology annotation, biological process: response to wounding. Bases 400 to 1161 code for a protein of 253 amino acids.